This is a messenger RNA of Epinephelus lanceolatus (giant grouper), 3577 nucleotides long. RefSeq names its product metalloreductase STEAP4-like. Gene Ontology annotation, cellular component: plasma membrane; endosome. The record is from RefSeq and is a predicted model, not a curated record. Gene Ontology annotation, biological process: copper ion import. Lineage: Eukaryota; Metazoa; Chordata; Actinopteri; Perciformes; Serranidae. Gene Ontology annotation, molecular function: ferric-chelate reductase (NADPH) activity; cupric reductase (NADH) activity.
GGUCAGAUUCCACAGCAAUAUAACUACACAGCUGGGAACAGUGACCAAGCAAACUCAGAGUGUGAACAUGACGGAGGCGAAUGGCACACCGGAGAUGAUGAAGCCGGAGAGUGUGUCGCUGCAUCCUCUGGGUGCAGCAGCUGCCCCUGCGCCGGAGAUGCUGUGUAUCUUUGGGACGGGGGACUUGGGGCGCUCUCUGGGCCUGCGUCUGCUCCAGUCCGGCUACAGGGUGGUGUACGGCAGCCGCAGACCUCACAGCUGUGGCCCCUUGCCUCAGGGAGCUCAGGUGAUGAGUCAUGUAGCAGCAGCCCAAUCAGCCAGUCUGAUCUUUGUUUGUGUUCACAGAGAACAUUAUGAAUUCCUGGAGACAAUGGCACCACAUCUUGCGGGAAAGGUGCUGGUGGACCUCAGUAACAAUCUGAAGAAAGACAUGUACCCAGAAACCAACGCCGCCUACCUGCAGAGACUGGUCCCUGGAGCUGCUGUGGUGAAAGGCUUUAACACACUGUCUGCCUGGGCCCUGCAGAAUGGACUUCUGGCAGGAAAACAGGUGUACCUGUGUGGGAACAGUGUGGAAGCAAAGCGGGCAGUAGCAGAGAUGGCCACUAAGCUUGGCCUCACUGUUCUGGAUAAAGGGUCUCUGUCUGCAGCCGGAGAGCUGGAGGACUUCCCCCUACGGCUGUUCCAAGAGUGGAGGCUGCCGCUAUGUGUGGCCGUUGGCCUCACUGCUUUCUUCUUCUUCUAUCUCCUCAUCAGAGAUGUCAUCUACGGGUAUGUUGAACAGGGGAAAGACAUCUCCUUCAGGAUCACGGUGUCCCUGGGCAACAAGGUGUUUCCCAUUGUGUCUCUCAUCAUGUUGUCGCUGUGUUACCUGCCUGGUGUCAUAGCUGCCUUCUUACAGCUCUACAGAGGAACCAAGUACAGGCGUUUCCCUGAUUGGCUGGACCGCUGGAUGCUGUGCAGGAAGCAGAUGGGUCUGAUUGCACUGAGCUAUGCUUUUCUCCAUGCCAUCUAUACAUUCAUCACUCCUACCCGCUAUGCUGUCAGACACAAGCUCAUCACGCUUGUGGUAGAUGAGAUGAAGAACAAUAAAACCACUCCGUUUUACUUUGAUAACACCGAGGCAUGGGCACAGGACUCAUUCUACGUGCUGGGAAUCCUGGGCUUCUUUCUUUAUGUCCUGCUAGGACUAACAUCCCUGCCCUCUGUGGGAGGCUCUCUCAGCUGGAGAGAGUUCAGCUUCAUUCAGUCUAAACUGGGCCACCUGACCCUGAUCAUAUGCACGACACAUGGCUACAUUUACGGCUGGAACAAAUUCCUUCGUCCCUCUACCUACAAAUGGUACACUCCACCUGGCUACAUGCUCUGUCUGAUUGUGCCUUCUGUGGUGCUGGUGCUCAAGGCGUUGAUCCUUCUCCCCUGCGUGGAUCGAAGCCUAACCCACAUUCGUCAAGGCUGGGAGAGGACCCAGCUGAAGGAGGAGAUGGGUAAGGCCACUAACCUGUGAACUCUGACCUCUGAAGUCAUCAGGGUUGCUGAUUAUUGAGUUUCACUCAUUAUUGUUGUGUGGGGGUAAAUAGUACUCCAUAGUAAACACAUUUGUAAUUUGUAUACAGUCAUAACGUUGGCAAAUGAUUUACAAUAUGUUUUCAUUUAGCAAAUAAAGCACAAGCUAUUAAUUUUCUGAAGUGUCAUCUGUUUGGAAAACAUGUCUUUAUAUUAAAGUUGGUAUGUAGAAUGAGUUAUACUUCAGAAAACAUAAUUUUGUCCAUGCUCAGUUGGUGUGUGAUUGUGUCCUUUGAUCAGUCAGCACUGCCUACUCUCAAUUGUGCAAUAGCCAAACAAAACAAAAAAGUAUAGUUUAUUUCAGCCAAAUGGACAGGUCUCCGUGGAUAUAAAUGUUUUUAAUGUCUAUUUCCUUUGAGCUUUGACAAAAAAAAAAAAAAAAAAAAAAAACAGAUUUUGCUUUCUCACAGAAUGUGGUGAAAAAUAGAUUGAUAUCCCCCGCUGACAUCCAUUGUUUUGAUAAACAUAGGCAACAGUUUCCGCUUCCCUCUCUCCUCUCCCUUCAAGUUGUGCAAUUGUAUCCCUGAGGUCGCUCUCUUUUCAGGAUGUUAUUGAUCUCCCUGUUUUCUAACACAAAUACUGCGCUGCCCAAACCUGCCUGCCUCUUAAGGGCGUGCAAACGUGUACACUAACACACUGCAGAUGCACAUACACAGUGCAAAGGAGAGUAAGGUUAAGCUAAUUAUAUUACCACCUGCAGAGUCGACACACGUGCACACAUAGGUGCACGUAUACAUGGUGCCAACACCACAGUGGAGCACAGAUUUGGAAGCCAAAUGCAGGCUCAGGAAGAAGAACAGGUGUUACAAAAACAGUCUUUUCUAGAUCUAAAACAGGGUUACAGAGGGCUAAAGCUGGUAGAUAAUCAGAGCAUGUACAAGGAGGCAGAGCAGAAUAUAGGCUGUAUAAUGAAGGCAACGUAGACAGUCUAUGAGCCGCCCUCUGUAUACGCUGAUAGCAGAUAAGAAGCAGCUGGGUAGGUAGGCGACUUGAUCAGGUGAUGAGGUGGCAAAGUCAAUAGUGACGGCUGGUGGUGCAGAAUGGCAGGUGUGGAACAAGAUACCUUAGUAUGUACAACACUAAUCAGAUGAUCGAGAUGCAGAGGAGGGAAGGGAGGAGGAUGGAGCAGCUGUCGCCAUGACAGAGUCUGGUGCUACAAGAGAAAUAUGCAGCGCCUUUUUUGCCCAAAGCGGAACAUUUAGUCAGAGGCAUCCUGUUAUCUAGCAUCUAACAGCAUUAUCUGCACACACAAUCUGCAAUCCCUUACACCCUCUCACAGUGUAUUGUUCUCCCAUUACAAAAGAACUGCUGUUGAUUUUAGCCUAUUUCCUGCUGUGUGUACUGAUGUAUAAAUGAGAUAAGUAUUUCAACAUCGCCCUGGGAAAGAAUUAAGAUGCAGCAACGUACAAAAAAAAACUGUGAAACAAGCUAGCCUUCCACCCGUGUUUAUUUUCACACACCUAUAGGCAACCCCUGUGUCCAGCCAUGAAGGCACACUUCUAUAUGGGCCUAAAAUAAACAGUGUGUCUAUUCGCACCCAGGUGAGAACAGUCCCUCUGCGGCUAUUUGGCUAUUUACAUCCACGCAGUGACUGGCUAGUACUUGUCAUGUGGACAUAUCUUGGAGGGAUUAGGGCAAGGGGGUCAUGGUUAGGACUGGCACUUGCCAAUCGUGGAUAUUCUUUGAUAUUAAAGUGGUAGAUCUGUGAGGGAAAACUCACAUGUGCACUGCCAGAAAGUCAGGUGAUAUUGUAUAAACAGCGACACAGUGAGAGUGCGAGUAAAGAGAGAUUAUGAUGAGCUCACCAGGAUUCACUUGGAUGUUUAAUGAAAGGUGUAUAAUGAAAUGACAUGCUGCCUUGUUCUAUGCCAGAGUUUGGGCAUAACUUGUACAUUUGCUUUUGUAACAAAAUGAUCUUGACAUUUACUUGAUGUUUCUUGUCUAAUUCUGUAGAGUUUGUGUAGUUGAAAAAAACUCAAAUGAAAUUCUAAUAAAUCAAGAUGUAUAUUAA